Pomacea canaliculata is the source of this 4713-nucleotide messenger RNA. RefSeq lists its product as uncharacterized. The transcript has 6 exons. The record is from RefSeq and is a predicted model, not a curated record. Gene Ontology annotation, cellular component: membrane. Lineage: Eukaryota; Metazoa; Mollusca; Gastropoda; Architaenioglossa; Ampullariidae. The coding region runs from base 1724 to 2647 and encodes 307 amino acids.
CCAGGAGCAGCUCACUGCAGUGGUGACAAGCGAGUGUUUUCACCACUACCGGGCGCCCUCACUUUUUCUCUCAUUCAUUGACAGAGACAUAUACUGUGAGUAAAUUUGUGAUUUCAUUGGGACUUAAGUUGCAUCUAAUUGAAUACACUUAAACCACAAUUAUAGUUACCAACCUGUACAAUUUAUUUUAGUGUUUCUUUUCUUAGUUCAUUCAAAUUAUUAUUGAUUUAUUUUGUUGUUUAAAAAACUUUCUAUGAGAGCUGAAUAUACAGCGCAGGUAGCUUCUUUAAAAGACUGCCUUUCAGCCUGUGAGGCUUCAAUGUAUCUUACACUGAUGCUCGCCAUAGUGGGGUGGCUCUUUAGGAGCGGCUUCUGUGCCGAUCUCUACUUCCUACCUUCAGUGGAAGCCAAACAGCUAUGUAUCCGCCUUUUUCUCAGAGAUCUUGGGACUUUCCUCUGAUGCCCCAUCCUACUAUUGCGUCCUUAUUAAAGGUCUAGUGGGGUGAUAUUUUAUUUUUAAGGAUUGUAUAAAGCUCAGAAAGUGGCCAACAGCAGAUAUCAAGAUCAUACAGCUAUAUGGUUUGGUUGUAAAGGGCUUAAUCAAUGGGAAGCUGUUAAUAUGAGUAUCUGUAUUGAUGUUUGAAGGAGUACAUCUCAGAAUGAAGUAGAGGUAGUCACAUUUUUGUAAACAAAAUCUUUGAAUUGAGCUUUUGCCGUAGUCUGCAACCCACUAGACCUUUAAUAAUAAAAAAUGUUACUAUUUGUGUGUAUGUUUGUUCGUGUUCAAAAGUGCCGGAGGAAAUUCUAUCCCCUGUGUGUCUUGUGAUUGCCAGAGGAGAUUUCUUCCCUCGUCGCAGCUCUGUGAUGUUGACAUGACACACAGACAAGCGCACGAACACACACACACAUACACUUACAGUACGCGUAUCACAUCUGCUGUUCCUGGGCACGUCCAUGGGAAAGAAACUUCCGAAAAGGAAAAGCACUCGGGAAGUACAGGGGACCUGCACUCUUUUCCCUGGACGCCCGCCAUGACCCGUAAGUCUGUGUACAUGUGACCAGUUCCUUCACAGAGCCUGACCUCAAGGAGCGCCUGACUCUUGCGUCCAGUCCAGUCCCACGUCCAUGGUGGUGAGUAAAGAGUGACGAACACUGAAGGAGAUGAGCAUGAAGACGAUCGCAAUGUUCAUCUGUGUGUUCAUCCUUUACCGCUGUUAAAGCCACCACAGUGAACUUAACAAUCCGCGAGACGACUGGAGUUCUGUCUCACGUCCCCCGAUGAAGUCAUGUGAGGCGCAUCAGGAAGGAAGGGGUUAACGAGAUCUGCGCUCAGGAUGUUGGCGAGGUCCGAAGUGUGCGCCAGAUGGCUGACGUUUAGCGUCACGUGACCUCACGUGGGUUGCUAAGCAUGUACAUCCCCUACCGGCCAAUAUACAAGAUCGCAACAAUUUCGCUUGAGGUCGAGGAUUAGGCGAAGCACUUGAGGUUGAAGACAAUGUUAUAAGAGUCGUAGACGAGGGUCCACACUAAGGUGCUAGAGCAGCAAACCCACCAUGUGCAGGACGAGUUCAAGUUUUUAGAAGAUUGCUCUGUGAAUGAGCCUGUACAGUCUGUUUUCAGGUGUGAGUUCUGCGGGUGUCCCGUAGCGAGGACAUAGUUGAGGGCUAUCGCUGCUGUCAUCCAUAACGACGGUCUGCACACAACAGUACGACCACCGCAGGGCAUGUCGGGUCUGUCAGAGAGACCAGCAUGCUACAAAGUCGCUGUCUUUAUGCUGUUCAAAUCCAUCGCUUUGUUCAUCACGGGUUUCGCCGUGCCUUGGUGGGCCCAGAACUACAGCCACGACGAUGGCAUCAUCAACAGCCACAGCGGGCUCUGGCUGGGCUGCACGCAAGACGGUUGUUCAGCCAUUUCCGGGCAGCCAGAUUGGUUCAAGGCCGUACAAGCUCUGCAGAGUCUGGGACUGGCGGGGAUGUUAUUGUCGUGUGUCUACACAGCUUACAUCGCACUGUGUAGGACAAAGUACACACACACGCGUGUUAUUGAAGUCACGUCGGGUGUCGGCGGUGUCCUUGGCCUCAUCAGCUGCCUUAUCUACAUCGUUAAUACUUCGCCCAUCUUAAAACGCAGCCCAGAGCUCGGUUACUCCUGGGGCUUUGGCCUUGACCUCGCGGGAAGCAUUUUGGUGGUUCUCGUGGCCCUUAUCAUCGCCGUCUCUAACUCCAGAAAAACCACCGAAGACAGUGACCGCCGCUUCUACUACUACUACGACCACCACCGAAGCCGUGGGCGUCUGACGGACCUGGACGCUGAUGGGUACGGUGAUGAUGGGGUUGAUGAUUCUGCUCGUGGACACAACGGUCUCUCAUCUAGGAACAGAAGAGGGGCAGAACCACCAGAGUCUACCACCGAGGUCUACGUUGUGCAAACCAACUGCCCCUCCCAUGUGGUAUCUACCCGAUCCCCCACAAGUGGCCGAACCCGGCGAAACGCCUGCUCUUCUCCGACGCAGCGUGCGAGUCCUGACCCCAACACGAGGAGGCACACGAUGCAAGCGGGAUCGCACUUCCCAGUUAUGCGCAUGCGCUGCAGGAAGCUAGUUGCCCAGCGGCGGCUACUCCUCCUCCUCCAUAUACUCCGCCUCUAGAGAGCUCUCCACGCAGCGCGCACCCGUGUCGGUGUCACGGCCGCACGUGGGGUGGAGAAGCUCCGAAUGUGGACACUCUGCGACAGCGCAGUGCUGGAAAUCAUGUCCAGAACCACGUGACUUCCCAGGACGUGAACCGUCUGGAGACCAACUGCACCAUCAGAACGGUGAGGCUUUACAAGAUACCGGUCUCUUCGACCGGUGGUGAACCACGUAAACCGUCAGCCGUGUGCCCACCUGCACUUGGAGCAGCAUUUCCAGGACUUGGGGAGGGGCCAACCUCUGCACGAUGUCCACGCCAGUGCUCCUCCACCCGAGGAAUGCUGUGCGCGUGUCCCAGAUUCGGUGGCCAUAGCCCAGUGAUGCUACCUACCAACAUGAGAGGCAAGCAUGGUUCACGAUGCAGAAUGUCAGACACCUCUGUUUCAAGUGCUAAAAAUAUGACAGUCGAGCGCCGAAACAUAAUACAUGUAUGAACCAAUAAAACACAAAUUUAAAACAACGGUUGGCCGAUUGAUAAACUAAUUGUCGACCCAACUGUUCACAGUAAGAAGAGCCAAAGAGCAUUUCGCGAUUCUUUACAAAUAAAUAUUUUUUACACAGUUACGCUCCAUUAUCUAGUGUGAAAUGUUGUAGGUCUUUGUGGCAUGUAAAGUGCAGUUAGAUGACAUUGGGUGCUAGAAGUCCCGUGCCAGUUCCCUGGGGUCAAAAAAAAGAGAAUUAUGUAACCAUUUAGAACUAGUCGUACAUACCUGCAUCUAUAGAGAAUAUUUUUCUCCGUGAGCUAUUGGUGCAAUAAAGCCAUACAGGCAAUCCCAAGAUUAGGGAACUCUGGUAAGAUAUAGGUAACAAAAGACAUGGUGUCAUCGUUAGCAUAAUGCUUCAUUUCUUUCCGCGAUGUGUACGGUGCAGAGAAAGUUCUAGCCUCAAUAGUCAAAACGAUAGCCGAGAGAACAGCAGGACUUGCCUCCCUGUAAAUGUUGGUUAACCGCAGACAAGUGAGGUGUGGGGUGGCGGUAAGCUUGCAAGAAUCGUAAGGUCGUCAGUUCACAUUUCGUCUCGGGACACACAGACUUACUUGAUCUUCAGGUCUUUAUGUGACUGGCUGUCGGGAGUUUUCUACGGAUACGUCAGUGAUCUUCCCAUUGUACACCCUUCCCCCCAAUAGUGCGAAAUAAUCAGGAGGUGUAAGCACUUUCCUAUCUAAUAAACCAACCGUGAGCGAGGUGAGAAAAAAGCGCAAAACUAGUUAAAUCAUGUUUAGGAAAAUAUAAGUAUUUACAGCUACAAAUCUCAUGUUAGGAAUAUCAGCAAACGGAUAGAACUACAGUUAGUCCCGUAGCUUUGGCCUGUCGAGGAGAGGCUGGAGACUCCCUUGAAAUUGCCUUCCUCACCCGCCACGGGUCAGGUACCCAAUCAAAAUCUGGGUCAACUGAAAGAAUAAUUUGCACAUGCGGGAAUCAAACCGAUACAAGUGUGGGAGUCUCCUUGAGCGGACCGGUGAGGCUUCGAACCGCCAACCAUUCAUUCAAAAGUGGAAGACACUAACCACCAAACGGUGCGCCUCUCGAUACUGUUAAUCACGCCCACUUCCAGUGUUAAGAGGACUUCACAAAGCUCAGACUGUGGACGAGCUCGAGCUUGCAUUCGGUCAUCAGUGGCCAGGGCUGGCAGUCUCAUCGCUAUUCACCCCGACUUUGCCCCGCGAGGGUGUCUGUUGACAAGAGACAAACACGUCAGUCUACGAUUGGAGGCUUGUAUUCAAGCUGGAGGGCGGGGUGGAAUGUUGCUAAUUCUCUGUUUAAAGUGAGAAGAGGGUAGCUGUGGGCAGACAACUCGCUGGCUGAGAGGUCGGCAAUGAGUGGGUAGUCCGGCAGUCGGCCAUGGACAACUUUCCAUGGUUGUUAUGUAUGCACGGAGAAGGCAAGCAUGCCACUGUCAACACUGUUUACCAGUCUUUACCGUUGACUCUAGAUAUGCUGCAGUUUAUAUACAUGUAUAUAAGAGCUGAUGUUUACUAAGCUGUGCCAAAGUCUAAUCUCUGAUUGCAUAAAGGAUUAUUAAGU